Molecule: messenger RNA, 721 nt
Organism: Dacryopinax primogenitus
Lineage: Eukaryota; Fungi; Basidiomycota; Dacrymycetes; Dacrymycetales; Dacrymycetaceae
Product: PLAC8-domain-containing protein
Exons: 3
Coding region: 1-621 (206 amino acids)
Source: RefSeq, a predicted model, not a curated record
AUGUCAAAACCACCUUCUCGCCCAACCCCGGUAUACGCUCAACCGCAGCGGAAAGAGGAGAUGCUUCCUCUCCCACCACGGCUCCUCCAGCCACCGACGUACCACCCCUCGAGGAACGGGAGAGCUGAGUGGCAUACCGGACUCUUCGGGUGUUGCGGGGCGAUCGAUAUCUGCUGCCCGGCACUAGUAUGCCCUUGUUGGGUUUAUAGCAGGAAUCGGGCUAGGCUCCGACAUCUCUCAGGGACGGGGCAGCCGUUGGGGAGGGAGACGAGUGCGUGGGAUGGGAAUUGUGGGUUGUAUGCGCUGUUGACGGCUGUGGGGUGCUGGGGUUGGGUAUUGGAGGGUAAUGUGAGGAGAGGGAUACGGGAGAGAUACAACAUCCCCGGGGAUUCGUGCACCGACACUUUGACGACGCUCCUCUGUCCCCCUUGUGCGCUUACGCAAGAGUCUCUCGAGCUCUCGAUAGAAGAACGGCGUUUACGGCAGGAGAGGCUGCAGGGCACUGCCGGGAUCUACGGUCCGAUGGACGACAGUGUGCUGGAAGAUCCGGUGGGGUGCGGGGAGGUGUGUUGCUGUUGUUGUCGUAUGGCUGCUGGAGGGGGCAGGGGAUGUCGGUGGUGAGAUUUGAGGAUGACUGCGCGAUUUCUUAUGCAUUUAUAUCGGGUGGAACAUGAUACCCAACUUCGACUGUAUCUACUAAUGUCACUUACAUGCCCACGCU